This is a messenger RNA of Arachis stenosperma, 927 nucleotides long. RefSeq lists its product as uncharacterized. The transcript has a single exon. The record is from RefSeq and is a predicted model, not a curated record. The coding region runs from base 1 to 927 and encodes 308 amino acids. Lineage: Eukaryota; Viridiplantae; Streptophyta; Magnoliopsida; Fabales; Fabaceae.
AUGCCACUUUAUGCCAAGUUCUUGAAGGAUCUCAUAACCAAAAAGAGGAACUGGGAAGCAAAGGAAACCAUAGUGUUGACUGAGGAGUGCAGCACCAUCAUACAAAAGAAGUUACCUCAAAAGCUGAAAGAUCCAUGGAGUUUUCAAAUCCCCUGCAUCAUAGGGGACAUCACUAUUGAGAAAGCUUUGUGCGAUUUGGGAGCUAGUAUAAAUCUCAUGUCCCUAACCAUGAUGAAAAGGAUGAAGAUUGAGGAAGUCAAGCCAACAAGGAUGGAACUCCAAUUGGCUGACAGAACAUUCAAGUUUCCACAUGGGGUAGUGAAAGAUUUACUAGUGAAAGUAGGGGAGUUCAUUUUCCCUGCUGAUUUUGUUGUGCUAGACAUGGAGGAAGAGGCCAACACAUCAAUUAUCCUGGGAAGACCAUUUCUAGCUGCUACUGGAGCCAUCAUCAAUGUACAAAAAGGGGAACUAGUCUUGAGACUGCAUGAAGAAAAAAUGGUCUUCAACGUCUUCAAAGCAAUGAGCUACCCCAAGGAAUCCAUAGGAGAAUGCAUGAUGGUAGAUAGCAUGGACCAGGUAGUUCAAGAAGUUAUGGGGGAAGAACAAUGUGAAGAAAAUAUUGAGCUGGAACAAGCAACCUUGAGGAGCUCAAUCAUGCCAACUACCACAGACAACAAAAAUGCAAGUGCACCAAAAUUAGAGCUGAAAGCCUUACCUCCCAGCUUGAAGUAUGCAUACCUGGGCACUAAUCACACUUACCCAGUGAUCAUAAAUUCUAGUCUGAGCAAGGAACAAGAAGAGGAACUUAUCCGAGUGCUGAGACAACACAAGGAUGCCAUAGGCUGGACACUUUCAGAUUUAAAGGGGAUCAGCCCUUCAAUGUGCAUGCAUAAAAUCUUACUUGAAGAGGAUGCCAAACCCUCAUGA